This is a messenger RNA of Hevea brasiliensis (rubber tree), 1481 nucleotides long. RefSeq lists its product as uncharacterized. Lineage: Eukaryota; Viridiplantae; Streptophyta; Magnoliopsida; Malpighiales; Euphorbiaceae. The record is from RefSeq and is a predicted model, not a curated record. The transcript is spliced from 3 exons. The coding region runs from base 145 to 1224 and encodes 359 amino acids. Gene Ontology annotation, biological process: male meiosis II.
UUCAAAAACCGUUGGAGCCAAAAUUACUUUCAAAUUUCAUCCUUCACAUGAAAUGAUCUCUCCGAGUCUAUUUUAGCUUAUCUCACCAUGAACGAGAUGACCCUCUAGCCACACAUUCCUCAGUCCAACUUAGAGAAUUCUAAGAUGGGGUGCUUUCUUGGCUGUUUUGGCUUUUCUUCCAAGAGAAAACGCAGAAAACCUGCCAAUAGAGUUCAACCUGGAGACCAUGGAUUUGGUAGCUAUGAACCUCUGGAUUCAACUUCUACGGUUCUUGAUAUAACAGGGGAGCCCAUAAACUCAGACUCUGAGCUCAGCAAAAAGCAGAAGGAGCCAUUGAACUACAAAAUUAGAAAGAAAGUCAGCUUUAACUUGAAUGUGCAGAGUUAUGAGCCGAUUCCAAAAGAAGAAAGUACAAAUAAUUUCUGGGAAAGUGAGGAAGAGGAAAAGAAAGUAGAAAUUAGCAAAGAAACUGCAAAAGAAGGAAAAUCUCCGUCUCUUUCUGAUGGCGAUUCGAUAGUAACAAAAAUGGCAUCUUAUCCAUCAAAUUAUAGAUAUCGAAACUGCAUUAACAGCUAUGAUGAAGAGGAUGAAAUAGCAUAUAAGGAAAGUGACUUGGACGAUGACGAGGAGGAAGAUGAUGAUUUUGAUGAUGAUGAUGGUAGUGGCCGCGAUAUUGAUGAUAUAAGAAUAAGCCAAGAAGAGUUUUCUGAGAAAUUCAUGUCUUUAUCAGUAAGUUCAAAUAAGAGAGAUUCUUUGACUGAGUUUGCUGAGGAAAAUUCCGAAAAUCUGAAACCCAUUGGCGAUUUGAAUGAGGGAGGAUUGAAAUCGCUUGGGAUGAACCGAAAUGCUAGAGCUAGGAGUCAGUAUGUUCAUUCUGUGCUGAACCCAGUAGAAAAUCUCAGCCAGUGGAAAGCAGUGAAGGCUAAAGGAAUGCCACCAGUGAAGCGUCAGAGAAAGGAGAAUGUAGCAGCAUUAGAGCAACAAGCACAGAAACCCACACCUCUGAUGCAAGAAACUGCGGUUGAUAGCAGUCUCUCAAACUGGUUAUUUUCUGCUGAUUCUUGUCAGUCCAGAGCCACAUCCAUUACCAAGAGUAGACAGGAGACUAUACCAUCAAAGAAAAGCUCAUUUGAUGAUAUGCCCAUUUUAGAUAUCACCAAUUUGGAGGCUGGACAGCAAAUCAAAAUGUUCAAAUCCUUUAUACAACACAUUGAUAUGGAUUGAGGCUAAGACUAAAUUCAUAGAACAGAUAAGAAGUGAAAACAGCUGUUGUCACAGGAAGUUUGAGUGAAUCUGUGAAUAAAAAAUGCAUCAGAAGUUGCUCUUGUUAUUUUCUGUAGGGGCAAGUGUGAAACAAUUUGCAGUGUUGUUGUUUGUCUUUCUUCUGAUUCUUUGAUCCACUAAUUCUGAUUGGUUUCAGAAGAAUAAUGUUGUUGGGUAGUUCUGUUGUGUUCAGGAAGUAGGUUUGAUUUUCUUCUUUU